GACUUGGCUUGUACUCUGACGCAGAGAAGGCUGAAGUGCUCUGACCAGGGAAGCACACGUGAGAAGUGUUCUAACUUCGGAAAGUGGAAAAGAAGCACCGGUUGCAGCAUUGUUUGUAGUGGCAAGGAAAAAAAUCGGAAAAAAUAGUAAAGGCUAGCCCCUCUUACGCCUCGGGGUGGGGGGUGUCCAGCCCCGCUCAUUCACCGGGACCGGCGCAGUCCCUUUCAGCCUGCCUUCCUGGCUGCGGUCGUCACCCCUCAGCGUCUGUCAUCUCCGCAGCGGCCACCAGAGGCCAUCUGUGGGCCAGUGAGCCAGGCCCCGCCCUCCUCUGCCCACAGCCCUCCAGGGCUACCACCUCGAUCAGGAUAAAAGCUCAAAUUCUCCCCUGACCCCCAAGGCCCUGCAUGACUUGCCAGGUUUUGAGUUGGAGCAGGAAGUGCCCAAUCUGUAUUUGAAUGAACUGAACACCCGCUGCACACCAGCCAUGGUACGAAGCUCUUCAUACAGAGGGAUCAUGACCUGAGCCGAAAUCACCAGUGAGAAGCCCAACCGACUGAGCCACCCCAGUAACAGUCUUCACUUUCUAACCCAAUACAUCACUUACUCUAAGGUUAUCUUGAAUGUCAUCUCCAUGAAGGUAGGGAUUUUCCCAGGAGACCAAACAGCUCAAGCAAAGGCCCUGGGGUGGGGAUGGAUAUGCAAAGUAGCCAAAUGGGGGGGCGCUGGGCGGAAGCGAUUUGCGCUAUGAUUAAUCCAGGCAGAUGGUGGCCUUGGAGGAGCCCCAAUCCUCUUACCCAAAGCCCCUAAAUACUUCCGCAACGCAGGUCACCUCCGGGCCUCUCCUGCUCUGGGUGGCCAUCAUGUCAGGGCCGGCAGUCGAGGAGGAGAUGGAGGGCUGGAGCCCGGCCCCACCGCUGUAUGAGGAGUACCGCCCACCACCUCUGGAUACCAUCCGCCUGCCCAGGUAUGCGCUGUACCUGCUGCUGGCGGCGUUCCUGGUGGUGGCCGUGGCCUAUGCCAUUGUGGGGCAUCUCAUCAAGGACCUCGCCCACGACCUGGCCGACUGGGCCUUUGGCCCGAAGCCAGACCAGGAGGACACCCCCCGGGAGCUGCGCUCGAGCCUGGAGGGCGAGGAUCUGGAGGAGCUCGACCUCCAGAUGGCCCUGGCCUGGCGGGGUGAUGAGGACCCUGCCGGGGGUGGCGAUACGGCCCCUGCAGAAGCCCCCACCCCGGCUCCCCACCGCUCUUCUAUUGUCUUCAAGGACCUGCCUGCUCGGAGCUCCUUCUGGAGGCUGGGCUGAGCUGGGCCCUGCCUUCCGGCCCCGGGACCUGGGUUUGAACCCCUUUGGGAGUUGUGUGGACGGGACUUGUGCACAUGGGAUCCCUUGCUCCCCUGAGCAGCCGGACUUGGCAGAGAACGUUGUCUUUCUUGGCUGGCGGGUUCCCACGGUUGAUCCCUGGGACUCUCUGCACUCCUGCGCACCCCGACCCGGUAGCCCCAGAGCCUGAUUCUGCCCAACCUC
Messenger RNA from Lutra lutra (Eurasian river otter), 1523 nucleotides. RefSeq names its product small integral membrane protein 44 (gene SMIM44). The transcript is spliced from 3 exons. The record is from RefSeq and is a predicted model, not a curated record. NCBI's taxonomy places the organism in Eukaryota, Metazoa, Chordata, Mammalia, Carnivora, Mustelidae. Bases 762 to 1301 code for a protein of 179 amino acids.